GUCAUUGGUUCCUUCCUCGUCCCAGUUGAGAAUCCAAGAUGGAGUCCAUCCAGAGAGUGGGAGCGGCCGGGAUGUUAGAAAACCAUCGCGUUUUGUACAAGUGUAAGGACUACAGACUGCCUCUGUGUGAGCUGUACUUCUGCAGACACUGCCUCAAGCUCCGCUCUAAGGACUGCGUGUCGCACGAGGUGGACUCGCACUACUGUCCCAACUGUAUGGAGAACAUGCCGUCAGCUGAGGCCAAACUCAAGAAAAACAGGUGUGCAAACUGUUUUGACUGCCCAUCCUGUAAGCACACCCUGUCCACACGUGCCACCAGUGUGCUGGUUCCCAGCGCUGACGAUCCCAACAAGGCCGUAGCGAAGAAGGCGUACUACCUGGCCUGUGCCUUCUGCCGCUGGACCUCGCGAGAUAUCGGUCUGAAGGACCAGUCUGUUGCCAGUGGAGGAUGGGAGGAACAAGAAAAUCCCAAUGCACAAAGGAUCUCGGAGCUGGUGGAGUAUUACAAACAGGUGGCACAGAAGGAGAAGUCAGACAGGGAGAGGAAGAAGUAUGCCAAAAGCAGGAUCCGUCUUCUGGGCAUGUCUGGUAAAUAUGCCUCACAAAGUGCCCGUCGUCAUGCAUCUCUCACUUCUAUGCAAAACCUCAGAAUCAGCGCCCCUGACGCUGACAUGUCACUCUUGAAGGAGGAGGAGCAGAAGCUAGUGAAGAUCACUCCAAAUAUGGCAGUGGAGGAGGUGGAGGGGUUACCUGAGGACAUCUACACCACACCCAUCAACCUGGCACACAAAGGCAGUGCCCAGGCAUCCACUGGGACAGUAACCUCCAUUGCCCAGCGGCUAUCCCAGCCAGAUGAACAGCCGACCCUCACCAACAAGCUCUACCCCAUUCACAAGCACCUCCUGGUCAAGAGGUCACUCAGGUGCAAGGAGUGUGAACACAACCUGAGUAAACCUGAGUUCAACCCUGCCUCCAUCAAGUUUAAGAUCCAACUUGUUGCACUGCACUAUGUACCAGAGCUCCGUAUCCUGUCUAUCCCUAACCUAUACCACCUAAAGGAGAGUGUUGUCCUGCUGUCCCUUAUCAAUCCACUUGAAGAGAUGACCAAUGUCACCCUGUUGGGUUGUGAAGAGGGGGACCCUGAAGACAUUGACAGUACAGCAAAGAUCGUCCUGCCCAGCCAGGAGUUGAUCCUGUCUGCCCGUGAUGAUGCUGCAGAGUAUGAUGAAGGAGACAACGUCAUGGAUUUCAAGGAUGAUCCUGAGGUGGUGAUCUUCAGAAAGGCCAACAAGAUCAGCUUUGUGGUGAAGGUCACACCGAUGAAGGCUGUAGGAGAUGUGAAGAUUGCCUUCAAGAUGAAGUACAACUACAAGAACAUCACGACUCCUCUAGGCUCUAAGGAGGAGAAGGAAACUCCAAUGGUGGUGCUAGAGCAUCAUGUAGACGUCAACCUGGGACAAGUUAUACCUUCUUAAGAAGUCUUAAUGUUAGGAGUUGGUCUUUAUUUGUCAUAUGCCAUAUGUAGACUAGCAUGUCAUUGAGUGAAACUGCAUUGUAAAAGAUACAAGAAUUGGUUUUUGCUUGGACUUGUUGCAAAACAAAUGUUGAGGAGGGGGCAAAUUUGAAAUGGCACUCUUGUAAUACUGAAAUAUUAAGAGAAGAAUAUUUGCUAUAUAUAAUCUAGAGAUCCAUAGGUAAAAAAAUUACAGUAUGUCUGUCUCUACAAAUGAAACAGAUGAAAUGAGAACAUUUUGCAGUGUAAGUAAACCAAAGGAACACAAAGAUUGCAACAAGACUUUAAAUAAUGACAAGGUUUUAUCAGAUUCUACUCCAGGCCGACCAUUUGGAUGAGUGGAUAGAACAUGAAUUGUGGCAGACUUCCCAAACCAACAUGUGGUGCUUACUUAUCUGAAUCAUAGUGGAAGAAAACUGGGGAUGCCCCAGUUCAGCACCCACUGUGCUAAUGUGGUACAAACCCUAGUCACUGCUAAUGAUUGAUUUAAAGCAGAAGUGAUAUACAUUGUAUGAAUAAGCUGUGUAAUGCAAAUGUGGCCUUUAGUUGAUGUGUAUAUGUAUUCAACAAUAUUUGACCUCUGAGUCUGACAGUCAACGUUGACCAUGGUAUAAAAUCCUAAUUAACAUCAGUCCUACAUCAUGGGCUUUGGCCAGUCCUAUUCGAGAAUGACCCUCUCUGAUGCAUAAAUCACAUCUGUAAGCUGACUCAGGUCUAUUUCAAAGCUCUUGAAUGUGGAUCAGCUUUUCUUCUGCACUACGCAUCAGUCUACCUUCCCCUGAUUUUAGCUGCCUGGAUCCAACUAAUCUAAGUGUACAUGUUUUGAAGGUCCUUGAUACAACAAAAUGCCUGUCAUGAAAUCUCUUGCUGCAGUGUUAGGAAGGAAUCAUUAGCAUUAUUUACCCGAUUUUGCACAGUGCUUAGAUAUACAAAAUAUUGCAUUGGCUUUGAGAAUACUGAACAAAUAGUAUACAAUGAAUCUAGUAUUGACAAAUCAAAGGUUAUAAAAUCAUCUGUUACAUUCAAUUGUCUCUGAUUUGUAACUGGUGUCUGUAGUUGUUAGCAUCACAGGAACACUGGUAAUAGGGGUGUCAACAUGCCAAAGCACUGUAAA
Messenger RNA from Branchiostoma floridae (Florida lancelet), 2627 nucleotides. RefSeq names its product dynactin subunit 4-like. Gene Ontology annotation, cellular component: dynactin complex. Lineage: Eukaryota; Metazoa; Chordata; Leptocardii; Amphioxiformes; Branchiostomatidae. The transcript is spliced from 16 exons. The record is from RefSeq and is a predicted model, not a curated record. The coding region runs from base 39 to 1475 and encodes 478 amino acids.